GGCGUGGUUGAGUAUAGAAACGACACCAGCUCCUACAAGAAUGUAGUAGCUAGUACUUCUCUCUGCACUGUACACGUAUACGUACGAAAAAAUGGCUCUCAGCGUCGUGGGUCUUGAGGGUGUGCCUUGCCACCAGUGGCACCGGCUUCGUUUGGAGAUAACCAGUAAUCAGUGCUCCAAAACCUCCAGAGAGACCUAUGAUUUCCAAUCUGAAAUCAUUUUCUCCCUCCGUGAAGAAGACAACUACACCACAAAUCCCGAGGUCCACUUUCGUUUAAUACUAGCUUCUAGUCCACCAGCAGCCGUAGGAGUAGGUGGUGACAAUGCUACUUCUGGAGCAAGUGUAUCCUCGUGGAUAGCGACAGGAACAUGGGAGAACACUGACCAUGGCGGUGAAAAAGGUGGGAAUACGAUGGACAAAGGAGACUACAUACUUGAGACGAUCACGGUACCUUUGAAGCGGGAAAACGUAGAACCUAUUAAACUUUGUGUGGAACAAGAAGACUUACGACUAGUCCUGCUGCGAGUCCGGCCGAAAAAGGACGAUGCCAGUCAACAUCUUACCCCAGUUCAACUACAGAAGCAAAAUCAUACACGAGCAGCACUGCAAGAACAGACGGCAUUGGAGUAUGUGCGUAGGUUUUUGGUACCUUAUUGCCGACAGCAGAAAAGCGAACAACUGCGUCGAGAUAUAGAUCGUAGAACGAGUUGUGCGAGAACAAGUGGUGAACUUCGCAAAAACGGAUGUGCUGCUGAGAAAAUCUUCGUCGAAGACUCAGCCUUAGAUUCACGGCUUGCGGAAAAAGUGAAGCCGUAUCAGCGCAUGCUAGGCUUGUUGCAGUCUAAACAUCAGAUCUUGAAUGGAAAACUCCAGCGUUUUCAUGCUGGUUGUUCAUUUUCUGAAAAAGCACCAGCAUUGCUCGACCGUGCACAAGAGCUACGACAACGGAAUAGGGGAGACAUGCAGAGGAGUAUUCUUUUUGGCGCAAGCAGCAGUGGUAGUACAAAUUAAGACUUAACUUUCAUUGGUCAUAGAGGUUGGUCACUGAAAUCUUCGAAGAGCAGGGCCCCCUGGAGAUGAGAACAGGGGAAAAGUGAGGGACAACAAGUAGCGAGAUGUGGGGCCCCUCCCGUUCAGAGUCAGUGACCAAUGACUGCUGACCUUUAAACAAAAGCAGGUGCAUCUGGUGACGAGAUCGGGACCUUAUCGAACAUCUCCUCCAGGACAACUUCACCGAUAAAGGCUAACAAAGAUGAUCAUGUACAACCAACAAGCAGGCUGAUUGAAAACCUUGUGACUCUGCAUGGUGACUGUGGUGCGAGGGGACUAGCCAUAGCAUGUGGCGAGGAAGAAAUUCAAUCGCGAAGGAAGAGAGUGGACAUGCUCAAGGGGUUCUCGAAAUACGCGAGUGCAUGGAAAGAAUGGGUGCAGAAGGUGGUACUUUAUUUUUUUUGCUGGGUCCUCGUGUGGUACUGUUAUGUAACUAUAGGAGGAUCUGGAUCUCUUCUCCCUUUUCGUACACCCAUAAUUGCUAUCACUAUCGAUUUCCUAAAACCAAAUAUCAGCCAUCUGCAUCUUCUCUUCAGGCGUCCGGUCCCUCAACAACGUCAACCGCACACAAAGCUGAAGAGCUUAAGCGAGCAAAACAACGCCUUCAAAAAUUGAACCUCAAGCAUGAGGAAAGGUUGAAAAAUAUCGCGGAAGCAUCUACUCGAUUGAGUGCGCAGUUACUGCAACUGCGAACCCCUCGAUCGGAGAAGGAAGAAACAGCAUUGCGCGAUAGACACGAGAUGCUUAGAGUUAAGCGAAGAGAAUUUCAAGAUAAUGUUUUUCAGAGUUAAUACUAAGGAAGAUGCUGAUUGCAGCUGGUACUAAGUAUUUGCAGUUUUUGAGUCUCAGUCAAACGUGAUUUAUUUUCAUCUCUACUUCGUCUUCGCUCUACUUCGUCUUCGUCAACACAAACCUGCUUUUUUUACUUUCUCUAACAGACUGUCACUGCGCCAUGCAGAGCGAAAGCUAGCGAAGGUACAGGCAGAAGCGACAGAGACCGCAGUGGAGACUACACAACUGCGAAAUCUGUAUGCAGAGGUGCACGAAGGCUACCUGGCUGAACAAAAACAAAGGAUGGAGUUAUGUUCUUUGCGGUGACGUUUUUUGAUAGUUACCUUUUUCUCUUUUAUAUCUUCCUCUGGUCUGUCUUUUUUCUAGUUAGGUCGGCUCCGCCACAAAUGUACACAUAGGGUUGUGGUACACAGAGUUAGGCUAGGAGUACUAAAUGGGACACCAUGAUGAUACACAGAGUUUGGCCUAGCUCUAUUUUUGAGUUUAGGCGAGAACAACGAGCACGGUCUCGGUCAUGAAUUUUCCUAUUCUUGAUUCAUACCACUCUAAAAUACCUCGAAGAAACAUGGAAGCGUGAAGUCACGGGUCCUUUCCAAAGUCAGAUGCUAGGCGACACCAAGGAAAAUGAGGCGCCCGUUUCCGAAAACAGCGUUGCCCUUGAACAUCGGGAGCAACUAGAGGAACGCAGCGAGUUGAACCGAGCUUUAGCGGACGCAAUGGCUCGCAACGCUGUUCUAAGCAGAGAACUUCGCGACAAACUCGCAACAGAAGCAAUUGCAAAAGCGAUGUCAGCUACGGCAGAUAGGCAUCGGGAAAGGGCGAAUGCGGUGAAAGAUCUGUUACAUCGGUUAGAGUCAGAUAAUGCUCGAUUGAAGGCGAAGUUGGAAGAAAAUUUAACGACAUUUGGAGAUUGCUUUUCUUCUUCGUCUUCUAGACCGCGUGGACCAGGUGGAGAAGCUGGAACAACUAGUAAAAGCAAGAACGACUGCCACAGCGGCAAUCCUUCCCCUCAGACCAACGCCGGAGGAGGAGGAGGCGACACCGACGUGAUGCAACAAUGCUCGAAAAACUCACAACUAGAACAGGAAAAUACAUUCCUAACAAAACAGGUCGACGCGAUGACUGCAAAAGUAGAGGUUGUGCUAAAGGAAGCUAGUAAGCGAGGACCACGAGUCAGUGGUCAGACGAGGCUUGAGACUGCGCGGUUGAGAGAAAGUCUUAGCGUAGUGAGGAAGGAAAUAAGGGAAGCGAGUGAGAAGUAUUCUUUUAUUGUCGAUUUGUUCGAAUCUCACUUCUCAUCUACGUCACCUCUCAUCCACUAUAUCUGCUAGUAGGGAAAUGAAAAACUCAGUUGACAAUUAAGUACUUACAACAAUGAGGGUCCAGCGAGCAACUAAUUCUCUCCUCUACUGCCUAAUCACACCAAUUACUAACAGGUAUGAAACCGCCUUAUUCGACGUGGAAGGGCGUGUGAUUGAUGGGCAAAGGCUUGUUGCUGAGCGUGGAAUAGAGUGCGAAAGGUUGAAGGAGAGAAUCCGAGACCUGAGUUCCGACAUCCAAGUCCAAAGUGUGGUAGCAAGUGACGCAGUGGACGUUCUGCUGGCAGACACAGUGAAAAAGUUGCAAUCUGGAGCUGUUGGGGAGAUCAAGAAUAGUAUCAGUUCUGUUGGGACGAGACCAUCACCAUCUUCAUCGUCACAGCGAUGCCCAAGCCCAUUUUUACGAGGACGCGGACAGCGUCAAAGCAGAGUUACUGCAAGAACACCCACUUGUAGGACACCCACGACAUCUGGGACACCAACGUCUGCUUCUAAAAAGAAUCAAAAUCUUCGAAGUAGUGCUAGUUGUUCGUCAUUGCGUGUAAUUGGGGAUCAAAAAGGAGAGCCUGGUUCUGCUUCUCGCCGUUCUGCAAAGAUGACAGUGACACCACUAACUAUUCGAGGAAGUAGCGCUAAGACUUCGAGGUCCUCGACGAAAGACGAAUCAGGACUACAGAAGAGAAUACAACAUCAACAAGGGCUUGAUCGUUCUAAUUCUAGCACGCAUGCUCCUAAUUCUAGUACGCUUCACAAGCCCCAAGGCCCAUUGUUGCCAUUUCACCGGCUUUCUCCCGGUAACUACCGAUUCGGAACACGGCAAGUCCAAAUACUAGCACAGAACGGCAAGCCAAUAGUCAGAGUGGCUGGAGGGAGCUAUAAUUUGGCUCAAUUUCUACGCAAAUUCGAAGAUGGGGAAUUACAAGCGAUCCUGAUGAGGUGACAAGUUGUACUCUCGUUCAUCGAUUCUUCUUUCUUACUACUAUAGGUACAUGUUACAAUAACCUAGUACUGUGGUUUCUCUUUAGUCGUGCAAGAUUAAUAACCUAGUACUGUGGUUUCUCUUUAGUCCUCGUGCAAGAAGAGGAGCUGGUGACGGGUGGGAGGUAAGAAGUAUUCACUUUAAUUGUGCAGAGCUGGUAUGUGCUUUUUAUGAUGAAAUGUGCGAACAAUAAUGAAAUGUACAACUACGAAUUACUGUGAGUCAUUGCAAUCUGAUUUUCAUAUAUGAGGUUUCCUUAUUUUUUAGUUUUUGCAGUGCAUGCUAGUGAGCUUAAUGUUGGUCAGUGACUGGAGUUGUCUUUUAUUUUGACGCUUCAUUACUACCAUCAUAAUGCACAAUCAUUUUACCCUGCAUUCAUGCAUCGGUAUUAGAAGUAAGCAAGUUUCUCGUGUGUUGAAUGCCAGUUUUUAAAUGCAAGUUUUGCAACUCAGUGACACUAGCGAAGUGUUGCUUAGUGCGAAUAUUGCGCCCGUCGGCUCCUCGUCCCAAACCUUGGCUUAUGGACAGGUUGUAUAGAAAAAAGAACUUUGCCAGAGCUUCGUUUGAGUUUUUUGGAAUUUUACUUUUCUGGCAUGCGACAAGUUGACGGACACCAGUUAUUUGAAAAUGCACUUUUUUUGAUUUCGGAGGAAGUUGAGCACCUUUGUGUAAGUGCUCGUGAGCUAGAGGCCCCUUUGUGUAAAGCAGGAUUCACAAAUUCGAC
This is a messenger RNA of Amoebophrya sp. A25, 4865 nucleotides long. The record is from the annotation of a GenBank genome assembly. Lineage: Eukaryota; Dinophyceae; Syndiniales; Amoebophryaceae.